UUUGACGAUGUCAACGACCACCCAAAUUCUCUUCCAUAGCCCGGCUCUGAAUUCCCUCAAACGCGACCAAUUGGUCAAACUAUGCAAGAUUCAUUGUAUCAAAGCUAAUGGAAAGAACAAGGAUCUCAUCGAGCGUCUCCAGCUACACGCACAAACACUUCCGCCUGAUGAUCCGUUGAGCGUUGCAGCCAGGGGCGACAAAAGUGAAGAUGAACAAGAUACUGCGAGAGAGGAAAGCAGCAGAGCAUCCGCACUGACGCGCCCGAGUGAACAAUGGGAGAUUGUCAUGGACAGCAUUGCAGAAGUUGAUGAAGAUACUGCGAGUACACUCAAAAACAACCAGGCGCGUAAUGCCACACAAGCAGGAGAGUUUGGAACAAACGGGGGCAAAGCUUCAAGUGUUGGUUCCUCUCUCAAAGCCAUAGCCACUUCUCUUGGACUGAAACGCGGGAAUGUAUCUUCUGAAACAACCACGACCGCUUCAUCGAAAUCUUCGCUCACUUCCACACAAAGUGGCAAAUCGCAGAGCACGGCUCCGACUGAGCCGGAGCCCGAAGUUCAACCUGUGCCAGGACAGAACGCUCUUGCAGGUCUCCCAGCGCCAGACAAUGCCCGUCUCAGUAUAUCUCAGGGACCUGCAACGACUACAAUCCGUCUAGUCGCCUCCAACAUACCUAAUAACUCGUUGUUCUCCCCGCCAAAGUUACAUCCAUUCAAGACAUCCUUUGAUCUUGUGCCCCAAACGCCUGGGGGAGCAGAAGGUGGCAGUGUAUGGCCCCUCUCACCUGGAGGCGCCAAACGCGAGCGCAUAUACCCAGAUGUUCCAACAUUUUCUGCCUUUGAACCUGUAAAUACUUCCGACAUGGACAUUGAUGUCGAUUUCUCCGGCACGCUCCAGUCAUCCACGCCAGCGCGUUCGAAAUUCAAUACAGGUGCUACCCCGAAGUCUGACGAAAAGCCAUCUGAUGUCCCCAAAGAUUUAUUUUCCCCAGCACCAAGGCUUACUCGUGCUCGGGAGGAGGCGAACUCAUUUCGCCCACAGCGCUCCCCAGAAAAGACAAGCGGCGAACUGGGAAUACCCCGCUCUGAGCCUUUCAUCUUUGGAUCUCCUAAUCCUCAGCACCGUCUUUCAAACACGCAAUUUCGAAGUGCGGCACAAAGCGUGCUGGACGACAUGAACGCGCGCCUUAGAUCGGAGGGCGUCGCAAGCGUAGACUUUGAUGUUUUGAGACGCCAGCAACAGACCACGUCAAAACACUCUAUUACAGAGGACCUGCAGCAGGAGAAGAAAGCUAGUUCUAGUCAGCUAUUCGAUAAAGCGCACCAAGCACAAUUCGAUAAGAUGGACAGCAUCACGAGCCACUAUGCUGCGCGACGCGGACUGCUAUCUGGUGCAGAAGCUGCACCUGUUUUGGGCAAGCGAAAGACUACCGCUGGGCCCGCCUCCAUCACUGAGAAGACACGUAAGUCGAGCGUUGUGGUGAAGAAGGAUCGCGUUCCUUCUACCUCAAGUGUGAGGUUACGCCCAGUUCCGAAGAAGGUCGUACCAGGAGGAUUUGGCGACAAUGAUGACGAUGAUGACGGCGAAGAGGAGGAUGAGCAAGAGAACGAUAGGCGGAAGUCUAAACGUUUUCGCAUCGACCCCAUCGAGGAUGCAGAGUUAGAAAGGGAAGAGACAAAGAAGCUUAAGGAGCGUGAGGCCAUUCGUCGGAAGCUGGAUGCCAACAAAGCCAAGAGGCGGAGCAGCAUGGGUAGGCCAAGUAUAGGCAAGGGUGUCCAGACACCCAAGCAAACAUCACGGUUCGGUUUCCUCUCUUCUGCAAAGAAUAUCGUCUCAAAUGUUUGGAAUCGCGGAACAACUGGGUCGAAGCCAAAUACCCUCGCCGCGAAGCCCGCACCCGCACCUCAGACGAAGACGAAGACUCCAGCCCCAUCUAUGUCCUCCAAAGUAACCAAAGAGCCGCCAAAAGCACAGUCGAUGUCCAAAAAAGCUUCGAUCAUCCCUGGCUCUUCGGGAGUACCGCCCGUCCCUAAAGAGUGUGUGCCAUCGGUCAGUAAUGACAAACGGAUGCCCUCUGGGAGUUCGCUUGCACCAGUAGCUGAUUCAACGUCAUCCCAGAUGUCGAAGUCUCCAAUUCAGUUCCCUGCUCCAGGGACGUCAAGUAGGAUGAGCCAUAGUAGGAGUAACUCUGCUUCAUCCCUCGGUGUUGCUUCGCGAACAAAUAACGCACACGUAUCCUCCAUGGGCUCGAAGACUUCUCUCACUGGUACAUUAAGAGGUGCAACCAUUGGCACGGUUCGAGCUCGCACCUCUACCCUCAUGGCGCCAACUGCAUCAUCAUUAGCCAAGGCCAGCAGGCUGCCAGUGCCGUCGUUUUCCCCACUCCAGGUGAAAGACAGGGUCAACGAGAAAGGAAAAGAACAGGCAAAGGAAGCAGAUGCAGUGGCACAUGUGGUGAAUUCCCCGAUGGUCCCCCGAAGUCAGGGACGAAUCUUCAGCCAGCCCUUGGCGCCGAACAGCCCUUCGUCGAAGCCUUUGGAGCCACAGCCUCGGAUGUCCCUUGCAGCAGCAGCAGUUACGCUUGCCACCGCAAAGCCUCCAAUUCCGCCGAAGCCGAAGGUUAUGCUCGGACGGCGGCCACGUAUAUCUAGGGGAAAGGUGAUUGCAAAGUUGGCUUCGCAACGAGAGGCCCAGCAGGCUGGCGCGAGCGCUAUUCCGAGGCCACGUGUGGGUGCAUCCAGCUUCCAUGCGAGUGCCGGCAUGCCAAGGGUACGGUCUAGCAUGGGCACGAACGUCGGGCAGUCGCAUGGUGUGGCGAAAGUGGGUGGGGAUGUGCUUAUGAGCGCAAAGAAGCGCACGAGGAGGAGCGAGUAUGCGAGGAGGCGGAGUCGUGCGGAUGGGGAGAAGAUGGACUUGUGAGGGGGUGAGCUGCUAGAUGUUUCUUUGUUUUUUACUGUCUCUUUCUAUGCAUUUGUGGACCAUCAUUCGAGUUAUACAGUACUUCAUCUUGUGUGUGUACUAGUUUAAUCAUGCAGGAGCAUGGCAUUGGCUAGAAUAUCAAUGUGGG
Suillus discolor is the source of this 3068-nucleotide messenger RNA. RefSeq lists its product as uncharacterized. The record is from RefSeq and is a predicted model, not a curated record. The coding region runs from base 8 to 2920 and encodes 970 amino acids. The transcript has 3 exons. Lineage: Eukaryota; Fungi; Basidiomycota; Agaricomycetes; Boletales; Suillaceae.